Molecule: messenger RNA, 707 nt
Organism: Helianthus annuus (common sunflower)
Lineage: Eukaryota; Viridiplantae; Streptophyta; Magnoliopsida; Asterales; Asteraceae
Exons: 4
Coding region: 60-707 (215 amino acids)
Source: RefSeq, a predicted model, not a curated record
UUACCUUUCGUGCUCUUGGCAUAGAGCCUACCGUCGGAGAUUUCCGACGGUUUUAUCAGAUGACGGUGUUCAUGGGGUUCUUUUCUUUCCGUCAACGAGACGGUACCCCGAAGCUGAUGACUCCCCCUAAGGGGAUGACGAUGUGGAAGAAGAAGUUCUUCUAUAUCAAGUCUGCUGCCCUUGCUGUGGAUAUGACGUUUCGGAAUGUGACCGAGACGAUCAUAGCAGAGACCAUUGCGAUGCCCAGUUUGAAAUCAGUGCAAUGGUUCCCGCAGCUGCAGACUAUUGAGUCUGUGAAGUUGACCAACACGCAACUAUGGCUGUUGCGUAUGAUGUUGAGGAGGGGCAAGAACUCGAAACCCGUGGUGCGGGAAAAGAGCGGUGAAGAUGCUCCCGCAUGGAGGAUGUUUGCUCCGGAUUUCGAGGGUACGGUUGAGACCGUAGUUUGUGCGGAUGGUGAACAGGAUCACAACACUAUCAUCCGUAGUAACUUCCGGGUGCCUACUGCGGCUGCACUGGCAGUUGAGUUGCCAGUAGGCAAAGGUGAUCUUGGGGCCUUGGGGGACCCUGAAGCGAAAGGUGUGCCAAAGAGGCAAACUAAGAGGCGGCUGCGGGAGGGACAGCUGCGGGUCCCCCUGUGCUUGGUGAGAAGAGGAGGCCAGAGCAGAAAGCUGCUGGUGGUGUUGAAACCAAACGUCAGAGACUAG